AUGGCAGUAUCUGAGACCACCUUAACUUCAUCAACAGCAAUCGUCACUACCACAGAAGCGCCUGCCAGUAGUACAUCGAUUAAGAUCACAACAAUACCUAUAAUUACAACAACACCUGUGAUUACAACAACAACAGCAACCACCCAGCCAGUGGUAAUCAAUUUAAGCUUAACUCAACCGUUUACUACUACUUCAGUUGUCAUUACCACUACUAUCUUACCGAGCACAAGUGCAACAAUCAUAAUCCCGACAACACAAACCACAAGUACCAGUACGACAACUAUCGAGUUGUUGUCAACAACUACAGUUGUUUCUAUCGGAACCACUGUUCCAUCCGCAUCAACACCCGUUAUAACUUUCACUACCAAUGCAAUUUCUACUACAUCAACAACAAUCGUUUCGUCGACCACUCCAGUAACAACAACCUUAUCUUCGACAACAAGCGCUGUGCCAUCAACGAGAGCAACUCCUAGUUCGAUUACAAGAGUUGUAACACUAUAUGAAAAAGUUGAACCGAGAAAAACAAGCGACAUUGUAGUAUUAUCGGUCGUCAUUCCUCUCGCUUGGCUUACUGUUGUGGGUGUUUUGUUAUGGAUUAAAAUGACUGGCGGUAUUAUAAAUAGCAUUCCAUUACCGUUUACAAAUGCCGGAGAAACACAAUAUGAAAUGAGUCACGUGGGGUCAGUUAUUUAA
Molecule: messenger RNA, 693 nt
Organism: Didymodactylos carnosus
Lineage: Eukaryota; Metazoa; Rotifera; Eurotatoria; Philodinida; Philodinidae
Source: the annotation of a GenBank genome assembly